Molecule: messenger RNA, 2485 nt
Organism: Papaver somniferum (opium poppy)
Lineage: Eukaryota; Viridiplantae; Streptophyta; Magnoliopsida; Ranunculales; Papaveraceae
Product: protein INVOLVED IN DE NOVO 2-like
Exons: 7
Coding region: 225-2120 (631 amino acids)
Biological process (GO): gene silencing by siRNA-directed DNA methylation
Source: RefSeq, a predicted model, not a curated record
CAUAAAGAAUUCCACUCAUUCUCUCUCCUCCUCCACUCUCUCUCUGUGAAAAACCCUGAAGCCGUUUCAAUACGGAUUUAGGGUUUCGAUUUCACCACCACCACCAUCAUCAUCUUCAUAAAUAAUCUGCGGCUUCGUAAUCUAGAGUUUCCGAUCUUGUUUGUUGUGAAGGAAGGAGGUUUUGAAGUUUUGUUCAGAGAUCUUGGAUUAAGUGACACAGCAUAAUGAGCUCUGAUGAAGAUUCAGACAUUAGCGAGUCUGAGAUUGAUGAUUAUGGAGACAAGGAGUAUGAAUUGAUGAAGAAUGGGAAACACAAAGUCAAAUUCGGAGAGAAUGUCUUCCGCUGUCCAUUUUGUCAAGGGAAAAAGAAGCGAGACUACCUCUACAAGGAUAUCAUGCAGCACGCUACUGGGAUAGCGAGUUCUCAUAGUAAGAGUGCUAAACACAAGGCAAACCACUUGGGAUUGUCUAAAUAUCUGGAGACGGAGCUAGCACCAGUAGUGGUUCAAGCUCAGCCUGAGGUUGAGGCUGAUCCACCUGCUGAGCGGAACCGUGAUGAACUUUUUGUCUAUCCUUGGAUGGGUGUUGUUGCGAACCUUCCUACUGAAUGGAAAGAUGGAAAAUACGUAGGAGAAAGUGGUUCUAAGCUAAGAGACCAGUUCAUAAGGCAAGGGUUUAAUCCUGUGAAGGUGCAGCCUCUUUGGAACUAUCGUGGUCAUUCAGGUUUUGCUAUUGUAAUUUUUAACAAAGACUGGCCUGGGUUUCACAAUGCCAUGUCAUUUGAGAAGUACUUUGAAGCGGAUCAUCAUGGGAAGCGAGAUUGGUAUGCAAAGAAGCACUAUGGGACUAGUCUAUAUGGCUGGGUGGCACGAGAUGAUGACUACGAUGCUGGAAAUAUUGUUGCUGAACACCUGAGAAAAAAUGGGGACCUAAAAACUACCGCUGAUAUUGUGGCUGAAGAAGAGAGAAAGACGAAUAAACUUGUCUCUAAGUUGGCAAAUGAUAUUGAAGUCAAAAGUAUGAAAAUGAAAGAAAUCGAGUGCAAAUACAAUGAAACCAAUCUAUCUCUGAGUAACUUGAUGAAUCAGAACGAUAAGCUUCAUCAAAAAUACAAUGAUGAAAUCUUAAAGAUGCAACAGACCGCGAAGAAUCAUUUCCAGAGGAUCUGCCAGGAGCACAGUAAAGUCAAGUCAGAGUUGGACACUCAAAGGAAGGAGCUCGAGCGUCGUAGAGCAGAACUAGAAAAGCGUGAGGUCCAGAAUGAAACUGAGCGGAACAAACUAGCCGAGGAAAAAUUACAGAAUGCCACUAAGAAUAGCUCUCUUGAAAUGGCUAAUGUGGAGCAAAAGAAGGCAGAUGAAAAUGUGCUUAAGCUAGCAGAAGACCAGAAGAGAGAGAAGGAAAACUUGCAUAGUAGAAUACUUGCUUUAGAGAAGCAAUUGGAUGCAAAACAAGCUUUGGAGCUGGAAAUUGAGCGGUUGAAGGGGAAUUUAAAUGUGCUGAAGCACAUGGGAGGAGAUAAUGCGGACGAGGCAUUCAACAAAAAGAUGGAUGAAAUGUCUAAGAACUUGGAAGAGAAAGAGGGAGAAUUGGAAAGUCUUGAAGAUCUUAACCAGGCUCUAGUAGUGAAGGAGCGUAAAAGCAAUGAUGAGCUACAAGAAGCUCGUAAAGAACUCAUCACUGGACUGAGAGAUAUAUCAACUGGUCGUGCUCUCAUUGGGGUCAAAAGAAUGGGGGAGCUUGAUAACAAACCAUUCCAUGAAGCAUGUAAGAGGAAAUAUGGCAGUGGAAGUGAUGAAGCUACACUGAUGUGCUCUGCCUGGGAAGAAUACCUUAGAGAUCCGGACUGGCACCCUUACAAAAUCAUCAAAGUGGGAAAUAGUCAUCAGGAGAUUAUAAACGAAGAUGAUGAGAAGUUAAAGGGUCUGAGAAGAGAUUUUGGUGAGGAUGUUUACACUGCUGUCUCCACUGCCCUCAUGGAGAUGAACGAAUAUAACCCUAGUGGAAGGUACAUUGUUCCAGAAUUGUGGAACUUCAAGGAGAACAGAAAGGCUACUCUGAAAGAAGUGGUCGCAUUCAUUCUUAAGCAGUGGAAGAGCUCUAAGCGCAAGAGGACUUAAAAGCUGAUGGUAUAGUAUAAUAACAUUUCAUAGUAAUGACCAGUGAGUAGAGUUGGUAGUAAGACCCGUGAUUCUUAGGUAUAGUUGAAACAGAUUAACAUAUUGACCUCCUGAACGACUAUCUUUUAAAGGAAUUCCUGUACAUUCCUUAGCAACACCCUGUUUUACAUCUACAGAGGGAGUCUUUUAAAAACUUCAGUUUUAGGUGGUGCACAGUUAUGUGGCAUCAUGAGAGUAGUUUAGCACUUUAUUUUUGGUGGUUCCUUCGGGGCAGUGAUGCUGCAUCCACUUGAAACAAAGAGAUGAACCUCAUUGAUACAUGAUAUUUGAUCUUACACUUCUAAUGUUAUUUGCUUAGUUGUUUU